CAAGAGGGAAAAAGUGAAAAAAGAAAAAUGCAUUUUUUUUCUUACUAUAAAGUCCAUUGUUCUCAUGGCCGGGAAUGAGCCUUCAUUUUUAAUUCCACCACUUUAUUUCAUGCUAUCAUAAACAACAACAAAAUAAAAUUAGUUUUAUUUUUUGAAAAAAAGAGAGUAUUUAAAUUAAAGUGGUAAUUUAAUUAAUUAAUGAAGGAUAGGGCGGAGAAGCAAUUAAAAGAAUAUAAUUAAUGGGGAUUAAAGGAACAAUAGAUUGUAUUUCAGAUGUUAUGAUGGGCAGCAGUGAGAAGAAGAAGAUGAAGAAGAAAAGGAAACAAAUGCAGACUGUGGAGUUGAAAAUAAGAAUGGAUUGUACCGGUUGUGAGCGUAAAGUCAAAAAUGCCCUGUCUUCUAUUUCCGGGGUAGAAUCGGUGGAAAUAAACCGGAAGGAGCAUAAGGCGACGGUGAGAGGAUACGUGGAGCCAAGCAAGGUGUUAAAGAAGGCAAAGUCAACGGGGAAGAAGGCUGAGAUAUGGCCGUAUGUGCCCUACCACUUGGUGGAUCAGCCCUACGCUGCCGGGGCAUACGACCGGAAGGCGCCGCCGGGAUACGUCCGUUCACUCGAUCCCUUCAACACUCAUAAUAAUGACUCCUUUGAUUCGUACACGUACAUGUUCAGCGACGAAAAUCCCAAUGCAUGCUCCAUCAUGUAGUAGUACUCUAUCAUAUCCCUAC
This is a messenger RNA of Cuscuta campestris, 723 nucleotides long. Lineage: Eukaryota; Viridiplantae; Streptophyta; Magnoliopsida; Solanales; Convolvulaceae. The record is from the annotation of a GenBank genome assembly.